Spirometra erinaceieuropaei is the source of this 4031-nucleotide messenger RNA. The record is from the annotation of a GenBank genome assembly. Lineage: Eukaryota; Metazoa; Platyhelminthes; Cestoda; Diphyllobothriidea; Diphyllobothriidae.
AUGUUCAGGUCAAUCCGCAGGGCGGCUUUUGCAGCGAGUGAGUUUUCGGACGCUCUUGGUUAGCCGUUCUUACAUUAGUUCUUCUUCCACACACUCUUUUUCCGGGUUUCAUCCCUGCAACCGAUGUAUUAGUCUAAAUAUGAAUCCUGUGGUGUCUUCUUUCGGCACCUGACGUCUUCUUGAUUUUACUGAGUUAUAGAGCAGCUUCCUGUAAGUGAGUGCGCGCGAUUGCCCGCAGUAACAGUUAAUAUAGGCAAGAUCGCACCACAAAUCCUUUUUCUCGCGACUUCUGCCACUGUUCCCCGACUAGCCUUCUGGUAGAGACCAUCCACUGUACGUCACGGACGAUCACUCAAGGUAACCGGCAAUCGAGUCGGCAAGCAAAUUCGAUCUCCCAAAAUGAAAUGACAAAGCUCAUAUCCAGUCGAUCGAAGGACCUACAUUUGUAUUACGGUAGUAUCGGACGGGCAUCUGUCUGCCCCGCGAAUUGUUUGUUGGGUCCAAAAUGAGAUAGCAGAUCAGCAUCAUAAUAUUAAACGCGAAGAGACUUUUAAGUCUGCUUAUAGCGAAAGGGGAAGCUAAAUGGUACGCAAACUAAGACUGAGGAGCACAGGCGUAGGCAAAACGUCGAGUGGGGAGUCGGAAGAGCGUAACAUAAACCUCUAACCUAGCUCUAAGUGGGUUCGUCGUGCAAGGGUCAAGAGAGAUUCGGUAGUAGCAUGAGUCGUUGUAGCAAGUAUUUGACACUACGCAACAUUGAUAGCAUAAUGCGCUGCAGUCUUGCAGUUGUUUUUGAUCAUUGUAUAUAAGGAAUCCCCAGGUGUGAAUAGAUUUGGCAACUAUUUAAUGCCCGGUUAACCAUCUGCAUACCCAGUAACUGACCAGCUUUUCACUAACCCGGUCAUCAUUGUUUAACAGAGUAGGAAUAUGGUAGCCUUCUUGGAAGUAGUCAGUUCGUUUGUAUCUCGUAGCUAACGGUUCAUCCCUUCUUUUGUUCACAAGCUUUCCCACAGUUCAAGCGUACUAAUUAUGCGAGUACGCGCAAGUACCUUCUUCUGGACGAGUCGACAAAAUUGAUCUGCCAGGGCUUCACUGGAAAACAAGGGACAUUCCAUUCUCAGCAGACGCUGACUUAUGGAACAAAGUUGGUUGGUGGCGUUUCACCGGGCAAGGGCGGGAAGACGCAUCUCGGUCUUCCUGUUUUCAACACCGUUGGGGAAGCAAAGGAGGCCACCGGCGCUACAGCAACUGUUAUAUUUGUCCCUCCGCAGUUUGCCGCAAAGGCGAUCGACGAAGCUAUGGAGGCAGAAAUGCCACUUAUUGUUUGUAUCACAGAGGGCAUACCUCAACAUGAUAUGAUUCACGUCAAGCAUCGUCUACUUCGGCAAGUAUGUUCCUUUUUACUGGCCACAUUCGGUAAAUAGGAUUUAUUUUGUUGGUUUCCCGACGAAAUAGUUGAACUUUCUUCCUCCUGGCUGUCAUUUCUCUGCUUAACGAUCCUCUUAGCUAGUUCCAGUUUUACUGUGUUUUGUCCCGCCAUUCCAAAAAUAAAUUUAAGGAACGCCUAGUCUUUCAUUCGCAUACCUAAAACUACUCAUAGAUUUACUGUCCUUGAGUUUUUAAUGCCGUAAAGUCCCCCCUGAACCAGGAUCUUUGGGGACUAUGCCACUACGACUUUGGUGUAAAAGCUUAAUUUGCAGCUCGGCGCCCACGGUUCAUGUUUAUUGUGGGAAUACGGCCUCCAUAAUCAGUACUGGAAAGCAACUAAAUGGAUAUCUGUCGCCGUUAAAAGCUUUUGAUAUGUCCUGGUGGCUACUGAAACGCUGAUUUUGGUUUUCCUUUCCGGAUCAUACCUCUGCAGCGAUUCAGAUUCCAGCUCAUCCUCACAUCAAGAUGGUUGAAAGUAACUCUGCUACUUUCUAAAAUGGCUUCUGUAAAUGAUAGUUGUUCACCUAUAUUUCGUUCUUCAGUCGAAAUCGCGUCUUCUGGGCCCAAAUUGUCCUGGCAUUAUCAAACCGGGCGUUUGCAAGAUCGGUAUCAUGCCUGGGCAUAGUCAUUCACCUGGCAGCAUCGGAAUCGUUUCUCGUUCAGGAACUCUCACCUAUGAGGCCGUUCACCAGACCACUCAGGUUAGUUUUGCAUCUGUUAAGCCACAGCGCGCGUCUCUCGCUAAUCGUGGUUUCCUCCUGUUUUAAUAACGCCCCUCUGGCCAAACACUUGCUACACCUUUUCCCGUUUUUUCAUUUCCUCAUCUUUCCCUGUCGUGAGUUCCUUCGGUUAGUGACAUGCACUCCAUCCAGUUGAUCGAUUUCUACUCUGUUGCACAUUUGUACCCAGACAGUGAUCGACUUGAGACGAUGGAAUGUAAGCAUUUAUUGUUGUUGUUUCCGAACUUCAUUUCAAGCGGCUGAGUACGUAAGUACCAGAGGACGCCCUGUGCCAUACUUCCAAUCAAUCCUAGGCCUUUUUUCUUGCUGACGUGGCAUAUAAACUACGGCCUGGUUUUAUUUUCCAAAUUCCUUUUCUUUCCUACCUACCUGUGCGUCCAUUCCUUGUUGAUUGUGUACCCAUAAAUUACUGGAACCUCGAGACGAUGAGGCCUGCCUGUUAUCCGGACUGCGGGUUACCUGCUGUGUCCGCUGAUGACGUCUGGCCGUACUGGCUGCAACGGUGUGCCGCGGAAUGAACGGCUUGCCGAACUUGGGGAUUUGGCAACCGUGGCCGCUCUGUGAUCUAAAUGCUUAGGCCAUAGAUGUGUCACAAACCGAACUGCUAUUACACCAUGACGGAUGUUCUUCAUUACCCAACAGGGUUUUGUCCGCCGCCAUUGCCUUGCUAGUUGGAAUCCACUCCAUAGGAUGAGUUCGACUCACGGUCCCGCCUGAACUAUAACUGCAUGGUCUCCCUUGUACUUAAGGCUUUCCUAAUUGGAAUAUUCUGCGGCGUCUGUUGAGACCGACCAUUCCGGACAUCCACUGGUGUGCUGGAUAUAAGGCAGAUAAGCUAGAAUUCUUUUCAGCCAGACCAGAUUUGUCUUGCCAACCAGAGAUCGCACAUAACCACUGUGUGCACCCCUCUCUAGCUAUAGUAUCCGCAUUGUUUACAGGAAAUACCUUCUCACAAGCCCUUCGCAAAGACAACCAACAUGCCAAAAUGCGACAGCUAUCGUCAUUAUCCCAGCAAUUUGUAUGACAGUUCCCGCAAAUAUGCCACCUCAUCCGCCCUACAUUCGAAGUCGACAAGGUGCUCAUGACAGCCUAGUCUGCGUCCCUUCACAUCUUUUGUAUAUGGGUAAUUCAUAUUUACCAAUGUAAGCGGAAUGGCCCUAUAGCCUCUCGCGCUUGACGCGUCGAUUUUUGGAUACCCAUUCUCUGACCGAAAGGCAUAAGUUGCGUCGUUUUGUAAUAGUACUGAUCGCCGAUACACUUAAAAGAGUUGAUUAGUAAUUCUUCUCGCGAAUAUUAUCCGUUUACCUCUUCGGACUCUGAAAUAAUUCAUCGGCGGUAUUUACUAUUUUGGCCGUUUUUUGCACACGCAAUUUGCCGUCAUGCAUCUGCACUCUUCCUGACUAUUUGGUCCUUUCCUGUGCUCCAAUCGUUUCGUGGCAUAUAGUAAUAUGCCCUUACCUUCCAGAUUGAAGUGCUUUAUGCAGACUGGCUGUGUCUGUAAACUGGCGUAAAUUCAGGGGCCUUUCCACCGGUGUGUCUGGCCUUCGAGCCAUGACCGUUUUUCCAUGCGGGGUCUUCUGUGCACGUUUCAUCGGAUUCCCAACUCGGAAUAUCCUAAAGAGGUUGCUAGAGGGCUCUUUCCUGUGUAACAUAAAAGGAAAGACACUUUCCUGAGGACUUUUAACCACCGCUCCACACAUCACCACCUUCACAUUUACUCUCAUGAUUUUUUCUAUGUAAAUUUAUGCUUUCUCCUGUAGGCCGGUCUGGGACAGUCCCUGUGCGUUGGUAUCGGUGGCGACCCCUUCAACGGAACCGACUUUGUCGACUGCUUGGAGGUUUUCCUUCAAGACCCCAAUACGA